ACAGAGGCGGGAAAUGGCGUCCAGAGGUGCGCGGAGGACAGAGGUGAACCUCGUCUGAAGAGACACGAACAAGAACAGGCGUCAGACUACCGCGGUCGUCGCUACAGCAACCGUGAAAUCGACUGUUAUCCAGAGACCCGAUCCCCCUGAGCUUCAUCCAUUUUACAUGUGACUCUCUACAAAAUGAGGCUGAGAAUGCGCAAGGCUUCUCAGCACCCAAACCUCGCUCGCAGGCCCCCGACCAAACGGAAGCACUCAGAGGUGGAGGGGUGCACAGGUGAAAGGACGGGCCUUCUGACCAGCAUCAAGAAAAUCAUCCACGGAAGUUCCGUCAAGGUAGAACAGGAGAAUCCAGCAAAGCGUAAUCGUUUGAGCUGCGAGCUGAUCACCUCCACACCGCAGAGGAACAACUUGCCUAGGAAACGCAUCUACAGAGCCCGUAGAAGCUGCUCCAAUGGAGAAACCACAAACCAUGACACGAGUAAGCCUGUCAAGCCUAAUGGGAAGAUGGAAGACUCUGAGGAGGUUUUGAGCAGCCCACCCCGCACCACCCUACUUGGAACCAUCUUCUCUCCUGUCUUCAGCUUCUUCUCACCAGCAAAUAAAAAUGGCUCAGAUUCCCCAGGCCAGGCAGUGGAGGCAGAAGAGAUUGUGAAGCAGUUGGAAAUUGAACAAGUAGAAGAGUUACCAGCCAGUACUGCCACAUCUAGAGAGCCCAUGGGUGUCUCUCUCUACACCAGUGCCAGGACCUCACACCUAAGGCUCCCACCCUCCACUCACACAUCUGCAGAUGAUGUUGAAGACACCCCACACUCUGACCUGCCACCUCUCACAGCUCCUGGCUCUCCUCCUCCAACAGGGGUGUAUGUGGACACCCCAAUGACUGUCCCAACUGAAGGAUCAUAUGAGGAGGAGUGGGAAGUGUUCGACCCGUAUUUUUUCAUCAAACAUGUACCUCCGCUAACAGAUGAGCAGCUAACUCGCAAACCUGCGCUCCCUUUGAAGACUCGCAGCGCUCCCGAAUUCUCCCUGGUGCUUGACCUGGAUGAAACCCUUGUCCAUUGCAGCUUGAAUGAGCUGGAGGAUGCAGCACUAACCUUUCCUGUCCUCUUCCAAGAUGUCAUUUACCAGGUUUAUGUGCGAUUGAGGCCAUUCUUUAGAGAGUUUCUUGAACGCAUGUCCCAAAUUUUUGAGAUCAUUCUCUUCACUGCCUCCAAGAAAGUUUAUGCAGACAAGUUGCUGAAUAUUCUCGAUCCGAAGAAACAGCUGGUGCGGCACCGGUUAUUUCGUGAGCAUUGUGUCUGUGUACAAGGAAACUACAUCAAGGAUCUAAAUAUUCUCGGUCGGGAUCUGUCCAAGACCAUAAUUAUUGAUAACUCGCCACAAGCCUUUGCUUAUCAGCUCUCCAAUGGAAUUCCUAUUGAGAGUUGGUUCAUGGACAAGAAUGACAAUGAGCUUCUGAAGCUGGUCCCUUUCUUGGAGAAGCUUGUUGAAUUGAAUGAGGAUGUGCGACCACAUGUCCGUGAUCGGUUUCGGCUGCAUGAUCUCCUUCCCCCUGACUGAGUGCUCCUAGUGGGACAAGACAGUAAUAAAGACAACAAAAGCAGAUAUGCUUUGGAUUACAACAUCAUUGCCAUUACUCUUAAAAUUAGCUUUUUUGUCCCACAUUUUCUUCACUAUGAUAACAUCAGAACAGUAAUGGCAAAUGUUUUUGACUCCUUUUUACCCUUUGUACCCUCUAGUCUGAGGGUUUUGAAGUGGUUGUGUGGUAUCUUCAGUCAUUUCAUCCAGUACAAAGUGAAUGUGUAGCAGUCAGAAGAGAAGAGGAUCAUGCUCAUGUCUUUUGGUGCUCCCAAUGGGAUUGGUUGACACUUGGGCUUUUGACCAAUUUCAACAGGAAUGGCCAGUAAGGAAAGCAUAUUGUUUGACACAAGUUAGUUCCUUGCGAUUGAAUGCCCCACCCCACCCAUUUUUUAAAUAUCCGGUAUGCAUUCCUCCAUCUCUUUUUGUUUCAAAAUAAUAGUUUCUAACUCCUGGCUUAUUUUGUUUGCUAAAAAUCAUCUUAGUAUUGUCUCGCCACAGAUUCUUACACUUUGUAAGAGCUAACAACAACAAAGAGAGCUUACAUUAGUUGUUAAUUAGUAGCACAUGUUAGGGUUUCAAAUACUAUAUCAGCUACUGUUACCUUUUUUUUAUAAUUUUGUAUUUUCUUAAAAUUGUUUUCAUACUUGGCCUGUGUAUUUUUUAUACUUUAGAUUUUUUUUUAUUACUGGUGUUAGUAAAAUAACCACAAUUGCAUUGUUUUUGUGUUGGAUUACAAACAAGUAUAUUCAUGUAAAAUAUUGGAGCUAAUGUAGCAUUACCCAGAGCUAAUCUAUUCUAACUGAACUGCAAAUGAAUGGAUAGAAGGUGGUAGCUUGGAAGGAGCCCUGUUUAAAUCACCAGCAUUACAACAUCAAGCGUUGUCGCUGUGGUUUAAACCUAACUGCCUUUAGUUCUUGCUUUUCUUCUAUACUGGGUUUCUGACAGGUUUUUGCUCUGUCAGGAAGUAUUUUGUGAGGUUAUCUUCUAGAUGAAUGAAUGUGAAUCUUAGUCUGGGGAAGAAUGAGAAAUAAAUAUACUGCAAAGAUCUUUUUUUAUUUUAUUUAUUCUCCUCCACCCCUCUCAUGUUGCCUUUUAAUUCCACAGUUGUAGGUGAUACUUCAGAUUUAGUAAAAAUACAGAGUAAGAGAAAAAACUACAGUAGUGUAAUUUAUGGUAACUAAAGCAGCACUAUGCUGCCAACCCCCCCUCAUUUUUUGCUGUAUGUCCCACCGUGCAUUUAGUUUUGUGUUUGACAUGAACAUAUUCACUUUCCUACUCAUGCCUCUGGUGCCAUUUCUGCUCUUCUUGUGAACAGUGUGCUUUUUAGUGCUGGGUCAUUAUAAUAGACAAUCACGGAUUACAUAAUUUGUCUACUUUGGAUUGUGACCAUGACAUAGUAAUUUGUUGCUUAUGUUGUUAGUUAUUUUAAUUUUGGCCUUUGGUUGAGUGUCUUUCUACAAAAAAAAAAAAAAUCUUCCUCUUAUGCAGUAGACAAAAUGGUUGGAUCCAUUUAGUGCUUUUUAUAUGAAUUAAAAAAAUUUAAUGUUAAAAUGUAUUUGUGUUCAUACUGUAAUUUUCAAUAUCCCAUAAUACUUCCAAGUUAUUUGAGAGGGGGGCACUGUAUUUUUAAAAAUGAAUUGGUAAUGUUUUUUUUUAAAUGGUUGCAUAUGGCAACACAGUAUGUAAUACAAAUGAGUAGCAUUUUAUUAGGGUAAAGUAUUCCUUCUCACUACAUGCAAAAUCUUCAAAAGAUGUUAAGUACCAAUAGUUUCUUAAUUCAAGAAUGAUAGCUCUGUUGUUGGGAGAUGGGUUGCAACUACCUUUUAGGGUCUGGCACUUUCUUGCAAAGAGAAUUAUUUUGUAUGAAUGUCAAAGAGCUUCAUGUUAUAAGUGUGAAGUAUGACGCAGAGGUUUGUUUCAUAUGAAAUCCCAGAUUAUUGUAAUGUACAUUUUUGUUUUUUGUAAAAUGCAUAUUGUACUAAAUACAUCCAGCUUCAUGAAAAAAGGAAAAUCUUUUUGUAUUUUUGAUUUUGUAUUCCAAAAGGCAUGUCAUAUCUAUUUUUCAAAUGUAUUCAUUUUCCAGUGUAUUAUUGCAGAUAUAAAUUGACAUCUGAUUUUUUUUUUUUUAAUUAUUAUUAUUAUUAUAUCUUUGUAUGUAGUUAUUACAAUCACGAAACAUUCUCAGCAUGUAAAAAGCCUGUCAUAUGACAGUUGAGAUUUUAAUCAAGGCACUUUUUGCAGAUGAAUGUUUCAGGUUUGUUUUAUUUUCUUUUAUACUUCACAUUUCAAAAGUCAUAUGGCUUGCAAUUGUUCUUGAGCUGCAUUGGAGAAACACUCUAGGUCUAAAUGUCAUUUUCUGAAACGUGUUGUUAUUGUUCAUAUAAUUGAAAUUAAGUCUUUGGAAAAUUGCAUGCUCUUUUCUGUUAGUGUUAUGUCAAAACAACAUACUUCAGAACAGAUGGUUGUAUUUCAUGUAUCUUUCUGCUACUUCAUUUUACCAUCAAAAGGUGCUUAAUAUCAUGGACAUUUUAGGGAUAUGAUAAUGACUAGUAUCAAUCUUGUGAGAUUCAUUCAGCAUCCUGAUAAAAGUUAACUGAAUGCCUUAAUGUACCUUGAUUGAGAGCAAGCUACGAUUAAUGCAUCUAAAAGGAGCCAAGCUCUUAAUCAAACUUUUAGUAUAAAAGUUCCUGGGGUUCCCACAGUCAAAGCCUGGAAAUAUCAAAGAAUUGUUUUUUUGUUUUGUUUUUUUAGAUCUGGAAGUCAUGGAAAUCAAUAAAAUCUUUA
This is a messenger RNA of Xyrauchen texanus (razorback sucker), 4368 nucleotides long. RefSeq names its product CTD small phosphatase-like protein 2-B. Gene Ontology annotation, molecular function: phosphoprotein phosphatase activity. The record is from RefSeq and is a predicted model, not a curated record. NCBI's taxonomy places the organism in Eukaryota, Metazoa, Chordata, Actinopteri, Cypriniformes, Catostomidae. The coding region runs from base 184 to 1563 and encodes 459 amino acids. The transcript has 13 exons.